This is a messenger RNA of Aspergillus wentii DTO 134E9, 1201 nucleotides long. RefSeq names its product DUF2985 domain-containing protein. The record is from RefSeq and is a predicted model, not a curated record. The transcript is spliced from 2 exons. NCBI's taxonomy places the organism in Eukaryota, Fungi, Ascomycota, Eurotiomycetes, Eurotiales, Aspergillaceae. Bases 110 to 889 code for a protein of 259 amino acids.
CUCCCCAUCUCGAAUACCUAGCUUUGGUAUAUCUUCGACCAUCUUCAUCGUGAAUACUUUUCUGAUCUCCCUAGUAACCAGACAGCAAGUCCCCUUUUCAUCAUCAAACAUGAUAGUCCACAACAGCACGCUCAGAGCGACGAUGAAUUACGACCCCGUCGAUGGACAAGACAGGCCUGACCCGCCCGAUGUGGAGAAGCAGUCACUAGAAGAUAACCAGAUUGAAUCAGAGAAGGCCAGCUGGAAGGAGGCUAUUCGAAAUUUCCUCCAUUGGGUAUUCACACCACUUGGCUUUUUGAUAACAAUAUACGCUCUCAAUAUCGUCGCCUGGGGAGGGAUGCUGUUCCUUCUCAUGUGCAAUGCCGCACCUGCCAUGUGUCACCCAGAUUGCAACAGCCUUAAUUCAUCACGAAGGGUGUGGAUCGAGAUUGAUUCCCAGAUUCUGAAUGCGCUGUUCUGCGUGACUGGCUUUGGUCUUGCCCCGUGGCGGAUACGUGAUGUGUACUUUUGGUGUCUAUGGCGAUUAGGGCGCACAGAGUAUCGCCAGCGAGGUCUCGAUCGUCUGGCUGUCAUUCAUAAGCGAUGGUUUCAAUCCCCUUUAGAUAUGCAGAAUCUGCUGAAAGGUGAUGACGCAUCGGGGUGCGCUAUGCAGUCACCCACACCACACUGGAAGAUGGAUGUCGUGGUGUGGGGGAAUAUGUGGAAUACCAUCUUCCAAAUCUGUCUAGCGCUUUGUAUGUGGACGAUGAACCGAUUUAAGCGACCCAGCUGGACAACUGGUCUGUUUGUUUGUUUAGCCUGUGUGGUGGUUGGAGUUGCUGGAUUGACCAUGGAGUUGGAGAAGAGGAGAGUGAAGAAACAUACUCAACUCUAUAGUGAGUCAAAAUGAUAGUAUGAUACAUAUGCUAUUUAUACAAGGAAAUUCAUCGCUUCCAUUCCCAGACUCCUUCGUUCCUCAAAUCCACCUGUUCAUCCUUCAGGACUUGAUCCAAGUCAUCGAUAUCCUGUUUGACUGCAACAUCUGCCCUUAAAUGCCGAUCAAGCUUCACCCCCAUGACAGCCAUGAGACUGUCUUUCCAUGCUCCUACUGGGCUGUUUCUCGUUUGAUGCGCAAUCAGAAUGAAAUACACUGUUGUAAGGACGAGAAUAACAGCAGGAAAUGUAAUCCACCCCCAUCGGACGUGAAUAUAAAUCUGAUCGU